AUGGCCGCCAGCUCGGACGCUCCUCAUUGGCUGAAUUUUCCUCUCAAUGGCCGAGCGGAAGACGGGCCGAGGCGACAACCCUCCUAAUGCCUCUUCUACACAAGCUGCCACUCUGAAACCUCAAACUCCGCCUUUUUUGGGCAACAUUUCCUCAUUGGUUUGAAUCGUAUGGUUUAGGAUGAUGGAGACAAUUACUUGUGCGGGGGUGACGUUGGACCUCCCUUCUGAGAUGUGUCAAGACAUUUCGCUGCUCUUUGAGGUGAUCUCUCCUGAUACAUGGAACAACCACCUCACAGAUGAGCACCGGGAAAUGCUCAUGGGCUUCUUACCUGAUUUCCCCGAAAAUGACCUGGAGGAAAAGACACGUACCUUGGAAAUGUUCUUCAUGGAUCAGAACUUUAGGCAUGGCACACCACUACGAUUAUUCCAUGAACAACUGUCAAAGGGCUUCUUCAACCCAGAGAUCUCAAAAAUGAGAGCUCUGCAUAAGAAGAUUCUUUACAGGGAAUACAGGUACCGCCAGAAGCAAUAUGUCCACCACACCUUGGAAGAAAUCUUAGUGCGCAGAAAAAGAGUGUUGGACAUAGUGAGCAACAUGCCUCCAGAUGACGUGCCAAAGAUCCCUCGCCUGCCUCCUUUGCAUAACAAGAGAAAAAGCUCCCGGACGUCAAUAGAAUACAGGACAAAAAAGCGUUAUUUUCGUGAGUUAGCAGCUAUCAAAGCAGAACUUGGUGAUGCAAGUGACUUUUCAGAAGAUGAAAUUUAUCCAGAAGGACCAGGAGCUUCCUUGAAUAAAAAGCAACGCCGUCAGCUAGGAGGACUGGAAAGGUUUUCCUUCCUCGUCUGUUGCCUGUCCGGGCCACACAUAGUAGUGGCUCCCUGGCACUGGAUUUAGAGCUAAAGAUUACUCCAACUAGUAAUCCAUUGGACCUAACAGAUGACCAUUUUAGGGCAAUGCUGACUGCCCACAGACUGCGUCGGAAUAAGAGAGAGUCAUCUGUUGAUUUAGACACAAGGGGCAUAACACUCCAAGAUGUCAUUACAAGAGCUCAGGUGCAGAGCAAGAGACCCCCACAAAGAAAUGUAAUUUCACCUCUGUUGCUUGAGAAACCAAAGAAAAAGAUUAAGGUAAAGAAGGAAGUCUCCUCCCCACAAGUUCCCUCCACUAUCCUGACUGACCUCCCUGUCAUCCCGAAGACAGAGAUUGCAAGUGACUCUGAGUCAUCCUCCUCUUCCUCCUCAUCCUCCCAAAGGCUCAGAGGACAGAU
Penaeus monodon (black tiger shrimp) is the source of this 1268-nucleotide messenger RNA. Its product is annotated as nuclear factor related to kappa-B-binding protein-like. Bases 179 to 895 code for a protein of 238 amino acids. The record is from RefSeq and is a predicted model, not a curated record. Gene Ontology annotation, molecular function: protease binding. The transcript has 7 exons. Gene Ontology annotation, cellular component: Ino80 complex. NCBI's taxonomy places the organism in Eukaryota, Metazoa, Arthropoda, Malacostraca, Decapoda, Penaeidae.